GCUUGUCACAAAUUAUCAGGGACCGAUUUCAGUAACAAUACAUGUCAAUGAUGAUGAAGAAUCACGCGACAAACUUCUCAGUUCAUUACAUGUUUUGUAUGAUAGUAAUCCGUACAUGAAGAAAUUUGUUGAUGUUCAUCUUGUUGUAGAUAAAUUCGAGCGACAAUUUAACAUGUGGCGAAACGUUGCAAAAUUUUUUUCCCGUACGAACUAUGUCAUGAUGUUGGAUGUCGACUUUCAUCCAUGUACCAAUUUUCGAAAGACAAUUUUGGAGUCACCAGAGAUAAUGAGAAAAUUGCGAGCUGGAAACACAGCCCUGGUCGUUCCAGCGUUUGAAUAUGUUAAAUUAAAGGAGGGUCUAGAUUAUACAACGUUCCCAAAGAAAAAGAAAGACUUGUUGGAAUUGGUGAAUUCAAAAAGAAUAGACAUGUUUCACGCAUCCUGGAAACCUGGUCAUGGUUCAUCCAACUACUCUUUUUGGUAUCGAACCGAUAAAAUAUAUGAAGUUACCAAAUAUCACUAUCAAUACGAACCUUAUGUCAUCUUUCCCAAGGAUAGCGUAUGGUGCGAUGAAAGAUUUGUUGGCUAUGGUGCAAAUAAGGCAGCGUGCUUGUUUGAAUUAUAUCUUUCUGGAGUGGACUAUUGGGUGCUUCCUGAGGACUUUCUAAUUCAUCAAACACAUGAAUAUCUCGAACACGCAAGGAAACAUGAGCGAAGACUUAAUAGAAAAUUGUACGACAAUUUCCGGGAAGAGCUUUGCUUCCGGUAUUCUAAAAACUUUAUUUUAAAUGGAGAAUGGAAUACAUCAAAAGCUGAUAAUUUGAAAGAAACUUGUCACAAGAUUCGUGGAUUCUCACAAGCUAUUAAAUAUUUCGCGAGUUAA
Acaulospora morrowiae is the source of this 883-nucleotide messenger RNA. Lineage: Eukaryota; Fungi; Glomeromycota; Glomeromycetes; Diversisporales; Acaulosporaceae. The record is from the annotation of a GenBank genome assembly.